CAGAAUCAGUUCCGCCUUAUUCGUUGGAAGAAUAAGUCAAAUGAAGUCCACUACUUUCAUACUUGUGCUUGUUUUAAGCUUUUGUCUAUUUCAUACGUACGACUCCCUACCAAAAAGAUGUCAAGAGGAUGAAGAAUGUUACAAGACACAUUUGCAUCCUGAUUUACCAAGCUCUCCAGAUGACGACAAACCUCGAUCAUUAGAUGGAGAAGAUAAAAUAGAAUUUUGGAUAGAAUCUGGAAAGAACUUCGUAAUCGAACAACAAGCCAAAAGGAUCAAUACCAACGUCGCAAAGAAUGUUAUUCUCUUCCUUGGCGAUGGAAUGGGACUUACAACUAUUGCUGCAGCACGACUUUAUGCCGGAGGCGAGGAGAAAAAAUUGUCAUUUGAAAAAUUCCCCUACACUGGACUAUCGAAGACAUACUCUGUGGACAGAAUGGUCCCAGAUUCUGCCAAUACUGCAACGGCUUACUUGUGUGGUAUCAAAGCUAACUACGGAACAAUCGGAGUAAAUGCUAAUGUUGACGUGGGAAAUUGUGAAGCAGGAAAGAACACAACCAAUUUUGUUUACUCGGCUGCCAAGUGGGCCUUGGAUGCAGGCAAGGCCGCUGGACUUGUAACCACCACCAGAGUGACUCAUGCUUCUCCAUCGGGAGUGUAUGCCCACAUCGCCGAUCGCGAUUGGGAAAAUGACUCGGAAGUUAAAAAGUCUUGUGGUCAGCAAUCGGGAGUUCAAGAUAUUGCUCAUCAGCUAAUACAUGGAGAAGUCGGAAGCAAAUUGAAGGUGAUGUUAGGAGGAGGUAGAAUGCACUUCACCGACGCAUCCAUGGGUAAGGGAGGCAAGCGUUCAGAUGGUAGAAAUCUCACAGAAGAGUAUAUCAGUCAAAGUAAUCGGAAUGUGUACGUUGAAACGCGAGAGCAACUGCUAAAGGUCAGCACAAGAACCACCGAAAGGCUAUUGGGAAUGUUUCAAGACAGUCACUUGAAGUAUAAUCUCGAAGUAACACCUGAAACUCAUCAGCCAAGUCUGGAGGAGAUGACACGUAAGGCCAUUGAACUUUUGAAGAAGGAAAAGAAGGGUUACUUCUUGUUCGUCGAAGGGGGAAAGAUCGAUUUGGCACAUCAUGAGAACCAAGCGCAGUUAGCUCUUGAUGAAGCUCUUCAGUUUUCUAACACUAUUGAAAUGGCUAGAAACAUGACCAGCGAGGAAGAUACUCUAAUAGUAGUGACAGCUGAUCAUUCGCAUGCCUUUUCGUUCUCGGGAUAUCCCACUCGUGGUGAUUCGAUUUUCGGUACAACUAAAGCCAAAGCUGAAGACGGUUUGCCACUGCUUACUUUAUCCUAUGCCAAUGGACCGGGAUUCAAGACUUAUUACGACACUGAAAACCACGUUCGCUUUGAUCCCGCUUCUGUGGAUAAAACUGAUCCACAUGUGGCAUUCCCAGCUACCGCGGAAUUAGAAUUAGAAACACAUGGUGGGGAUGAUGUGGCUGUCUUUGCAUCUGGCCCAUGGUCACAUUUGUUUACCGGGGUCUACGAGCAAAAUACAAUUCCUCAUUUGUAUGCUUAUGCAGCUUGUAUUGGAAAUGGAUUAAAAGCGUGUUGAUAAUAAAAUAUCUAUUUAUAAUCUUUAAAUUAUCCAUUAGGAUUAAAAAUUACAAUCUUUUAUGAAUAACAAUUAUUGUUCUUGAUAGUUUCAAAGAUAAACGAAGGAAAUGAAGACUGAUAACGUUUUGAGUUCAAUUUCUAUUUCAAAUUGCGUUUGAUGGGGUGAAAAAACUUGUAAAUGAGAUUAAAAAACAACACAUUUACAUUAUACUGUCCCCUACUUGAGAUUUAAAGCUUCUAGUAAUUCAAUAAAUCAGUAAAAUGUGUUAUCAUCUUCUGAUCAAAUUUCGCUACCAUGUUCAGACAAUUAUGUGGAUUAAGUUUUGAGUUGUAAUAAACAAUUUUGUAUUUUUAACACUUGGAA
Messenger RNA from Eupeodes corollae, 1972 nucleotides. RefSeq names its product membrane-bound alkaline phosphatase-like. The transcript is spliced from 2 exons. Gene Ontology annotation, biological process: dephosphorylation. The coding region runs from base 41 to 1606 and encodes 521 amino acids. Gene Ontology annotation, molecular function: alkaline phosphatase activity. The record is from RefSeq and is a predicted model, not a curated record. NCBI's taxonomy places the organism in Eukaryota, Metazoa, Arthropoda, Insecta, Diptera, Syrphidae.